Anguilla rostrata (American eel) is the source of this 5070-nucleotide messenger RNA. RefSeq names its product adhesion G protein-coupled receptor A1a (gene adgra1a). The transcript is spliced from 7 exons. Gene Ontology annotation, biological process: cell surface receptor signaling pathway; G protein-coupled receptor signaling pathway. The record is from RefSeq and is a predicted model, not a curated record. Lineage: Eukaryota; Metazoa; Chordata; Actinopteri; Anguilliformes; Anguillidae. Bases 1 to 1947 code for a protein of 648 amino acids. Gene Ontology annotation, molecular function: G protein-coupled receptor activity. Gene Ontology annotation, cellular component: postsynaptic density; plasma membrane; glutamatergic synapse.
AUGAACUCCCAGGGCUGGACGAACUUUGGUCCGAAACUGAACCCCAAGACAACAACAAUGAAACUCGUGAAGGAGUUGGAGGCAUCAGUAAGAACCUGCCCUGAGGAAAAGAACGGAGCAGAGGAUCCAGCGGAUAAGGACGCUGGAAAGGACGCAUUGGAGGAUUGGAAUCGCCUUCAUCACAAGCACUACGAGUCGCCAAAACUCCGCUGCAAAUCCGAAGGCAAGGACCUGAAGAGGGCGCUGUCAUUCCCCCCAUAUCCUGGGGAUUACCUGCACCCUGUGGUGUAUGCCUGUACAGCUGUCCUACUGCUAUGUCUGGUGGUGUCCAUCCUCACCUACUUGGUGCACCACAGCACAAUCCGAAUCAGCAGGAAGGGGUGGCACGUGCUUGUCAACCUCUAUUUCUACACAGCCGUAACAUUCGCUAUUUUUGCCUCUGGCAUCAACCGAAUCAAAUACCCACGUAUCUGUCAGGCCGUGGGUGUGGCUCUGCACUACUCCUCUCUAUCCACCCUGCUGUGGCUUUGUGUCACGGCCAGGUGCCUUUAUCAGUUGGUAGCCAAGGUAACCAAGAGAGCCCCCCAGGCCCAGGAUGGGGAGCCCCCACGACAACCAAAGACCGCACCCAUCAUAAUACGAUUUUAUGUAGUCAGUGGUGGAGUGCCCCUCAUUGCUUGUGGAGUGACAGCAGGCAUUAACAUAGAUCACUAUGGCAGCCGAGAGGAAGCCCUGUAUUGCUGGAUGUCGUGGGAGACCAGCCUGGCUGCAUUCUACGGUCCCGUGGGGCUCAUUGUCCUGGUGUCUUGUGCGUACUUCAUGUGCACGUACGUGCACCUGAAGCGCCACCCGGAGGUCCGGUAUGAGCUGAGGCCGAUGACGGAGGAGCAGCAGCGGCUGGCCUCGGGCGAGGUGGGCCACUGCCACGGGGGCGACCCAGGCGACCCCGCCGAUGCCCACGUGGGCUGCUCGGCCAUCAACCCUUCCAUGCUAGCCAAUGAGCACUCCCUCAGGGCCCAGCUGCGCACAGCCGCCUUCACCCUCCUCCUCUUCCUCGCCACCUGGAGCUUUGGCGCGUUGGCCGUGUGGCAGGGACACUUCCUGGACAUGAUCUUCAGCUGCCUGUAUGGGGCCUGCUCCGUCACGCUGGGCCUCUUCCUGCUCAUCCAGCACUGUGCGAAGCGUGACGACGUCUGGCACCGCUGGUGGGCCUGCUGCCCAUCCCACCGCAGCGCAGAGGCCCCGCCCAAGACCGACACCAACGGGGACGUGCCUGCACGGGCCAUGGUCCACUGCCACGAGGGGUCCCCCUGUCCCGGAAAGGCCUUGCUGACGCCCCAUGUUCACAUGCCCUCUGCCCACUGCAAGGUGAGCCACGCCGGGCCUUGCUGCGCGGUGCUGCGCAGCCAGCAGCUCCUGGAGGAGGAGUCCCGUCCGCUGGCCUCACCCCCUCUGCCCCUGCAGAGCUGCCUGAAGGACAGGACUAAGCUCCGCCCCUACGGCAGGCCCCGCCCAGGCAUGCUGCGAGACUAUGCCUACCACAUGGCCUCCACCAGCGUGGACAGCAGCGUGCACAGCUCUCAUCUGGACAGCCCGCACAGCGUGCACGAGGGCCACGCCUGCCGCGGCGGGUUCCAGGGACACAUGUGUCACGGCGAGCUCGAGGAACAUGCGUGCCACCAUCAUGCCUGCUGUUCCAAAUCCACCUCCCUGGGCAGUGUAUGCCCGCCGGAGAGCACCAUGCCAUAUAGCUGUGCCAAGACUGCAGAUGAAGACAUGCCCCUUCACCUGGAAAUGGACCCAUGUGGCCCUCCCCACUCCCUCCUGCAAGAACCCACCAAUCAGAACAGAACUCUCAGCAGCACCUUGCAGGAGGACUUCCAGUACAGCUCAGACAGUACAGGAAACAUACGGACUGGACCCUGGAAGAAUGAGACCACUGUGUAGGCCCUGAACUGUGACACAUACACCCUCAAAUUCCUAUGUGCACUCGAAAAAUUCCCUGAAUGCCCUCCACAGCCCCUGUACAUCUCCAAGCUCCCUGCCUCCCACCACCCACCAGACCCCCUGUCCUCCUCAAGUCACCCCCCCCACACUCAAACUUUCGGUAAAGGCAGUCAGUACAGGAUCAAUUUUAAGCUCUUUUUUGUCUGCAAAAAUAUUUCUAUUGUAUGAAAAUCAGUAAUAUAAUGUAUGUGUUCUUUCAGUAUUUGCCCAUUGAUGGAACCUUCUAGAAGUUUCCUUUUUUAAAUGCUCCAAAAAGUAUAAUAGGCACAUACAGUACAGCAAGGGAUUUCUUUUGUUUAAAGUAUUUUUCUAACUAUAUUAAUAGAGAUCUCCUAAUGAAUGUGUUCUUGAUUGUGUAUAUUUGAGUUCCACCAGACUGAGUUAUUUCAAGUGUUCUCUGGAGAGCAUGAAUCUAAGUAAUUAAAAAAAAAGUAAUUAAACAUAAGCUUAUGCAGUGGCACAGAAAUGAUGUGCAAAAAAGUCACUGCGCUGUUCCCUGCAGAAAUCCACGUUGCUUCAGUUACAUACCCAUACACCCUCAGAAAUCCACACUGCUUCAGUUACACACUCAUACACCCUCUGAAAUCCACACUGCUUCAGUUACACACUCAUACACCCUCUGAAGUUUACACUGCUCAGUUACACACUCAUACACCCUCUGAAAUCCACACUGCUUCAGUUACACACUCAUACACCCUCUGAAAUCCACACUGCUUCAGUUACACACUCAUACACCCUCUGAAGUUUACACUGCUCAGUUACACACUCAUACACCCUCUGAAAUCUACACUGCUUCAGUUACACACUCAUACACCCUCUGAAAUCCACACUGCUUCAGGUACACACUCAUACACCCUCAGAAAUCCACAUUGCUUCAGUUACACACUCAUACACCCUCUGAAAUCCACACUGCUUCAGGUACACACUCAUACACCCUCAGAAAUCCACACUGCUUCAGUUACACACUCAUACACCCUCAGAAAUCCACACUGCUUCAGUUACACACUCAUACACCCUCAGAAAUCCACACUGCUUCAGUUACACUCAUACACCCUCAGAAAUCCACACUGCUUCAGUUACACACUCAUGCACCCUCAGAAAUCCACACUGCUUCAGUUACACACUCAUACACCCUCAGAAAUCCACACUGCUUCAGUUACACUCAUACACCCUCAGAAAUCCACACUGCUUCAGUUACACACUCAUACACCCUCUGAAAUCCACACUGCUUCAGUUACACACUCCUACACCCUCUGAAGUUCACACUGCUCAGUUACACACUCAUACACCCUCAGAAGUUCACACUGCUUCCAUUACACACUCAUACGCCCUCAGAUAUCCACAUUGCUUCAGUUACAGACCCAUGUGUCCUCAGCUAUUGAUCCACACUAACUCAGGUAUAGAUCCACUCUGACCCCUGACCUGUCACUGUCCUGAUAUUCACAGCGCUUCUGAUUUGUAGUUGAUUGGAUGGAUUAAAGGUCCAGCAGCGAGCCAUAAAAAAGGUUUUUACAUUGUACAACCAAACAUAUGACACCAGUCUCCUGUUUCUGUAGAAGAUCCUCGUAUGGCGCAGUCAUGAGUUACACCCACAGAUAGUACAUCUCUGUUCAAACCUCCAUUCAAUGUUAAAACCUUCAACUGUGCUCUGACUGAACUGGCUGGAUUUUCAGUAUUAAUGGAUUUGACAUUAAUUUUUGAGUCAUUCUAUUACAAAGAAUGAUGUGGGUAUAUGUCAAUUCUUCUCAAAAAAAUAGGUGCCAGCCAACACCCUGUGUGGUAUGUGUGUGUGUGUGUGUGUGUGUGUGUGUGUGUGUGUGUGUGCGUGAAUGUGUGUUUUGCUUUCUGUUGCAUGCCUUGACAGUAAAUCUGCAGUGUCCUGAGGAUUUAUCGAGAAAGAGGACACAUUUCUGUGACAAAAUGAGAACAGAUGACAGAACAAGUCUUUUCUACAAAAAUGGCUUGCAUGUUAUCCCUGAGCCAACCCAAGCCCCUCCCUGCCAGUCUUACCAUUGCAGCCAUAAGCAUAACAUUAAAAUGAACACCCUCAACUCUAACCAUAACCUCCCCUACCCAAUCAUGUCACUGUAUCCCUCCUGUACACAAUGUGUAUAAAAGGUAUACACAAUAUCGUGACCUACCCAACCCUACCAACUUUCCUCAAUCUCCUAUUUUCUACCGUUUGUUUUUUCUUGCAUUUGGUUUGUAAACAUGAAAUGUUUCUACUUCCUUCAGAUUCAAGCUCCUGCUGUCCUAAUGCAAGAUUGUGCAGCUUUUAUGAUACUGUCUGUGACUUUGACACGGUCUUGGAAUGCAUCUGUUUAAGAAUAGCAUAAGAGUUGUGCAAGAGCUGUGUGGCUGUGAAUGAUUUGGGUUCACUGUGUAAGAACCAAAGGAGUGUUAGUUCUGUAUUUGUGUGAUAGCGUACAGGGCAAGUGAGUUGGGUAGGUGGGUUAGGGUUGUAUGUUUGCAUGGGAGCUGUGUGACUGUGUUGGAGUUGUGCGAUUGUGUGGGAGUUGUGUAACUGAGGGAGAGUCAUGUAGCUGUGCAAGAGUUCUGUAACUGUGCAAGAGUGGUGAGACUGUGUAACUUCCAUGGUAGUGUGAAUGCCAUAUCAGUGUAAGAGUUGUGUGGUUCUAGCUGGUAUAAUAGCCAAUCUUAAACUGCUGAUGUAACCCUUGACACCUGUCAGUAUUGGCCAGUGGUGCUGUAACUAAACCCAAAGCCACUUUUCACCUUUUUUACAUUGCCACAGUUUCCAAUAAAUGUGUUUUAUCACCAGAAAUAAAAAUAAUUUGAGUCUGUGUGUUGACAGUGGGAAUUAAAAAGAGUUGAGGUGUGUGUGUGUGUGCUGACAUGUUUAUUGAAUAGAGAGAGAGAGAGACAGAGACAGGGGUGGUGGGGUAGAGAGAGAGAGAGAGGGAGAGAGAGAGAUAGACAUGGUGAAUAAAGAGAGCUUGAGAGUGUGUGUUCUGACAUGGUGAAAGUAGGGCAGCGGAGAUCAGUCAGCUGGUGGGCCAUGAAACGUCAAUGUGCAUCUUCAUCUGCCUUGCCUUCUCUUGC